GAGAUUGAGAGGCUUGAGGAUUACGGCCAUGCCUGCGAAUGUCUACUGUACAAGGACCUCGAAGCUGAACAUGAGAUAUUACUAGCGAAGUACGAUAAACUGGAACAGGACAUGGGCAGUGAAGAGAACGAUGAGAUUUCCUCCUCCCCUGAGACGAGAAAGAGGUUUUCCAAAGCUGUGAAGAAGAACAGGAAUCUUCUGGCAAAGAAAGAGGAGCUGAGAUCACAGGUCGGAUGCCUUGAAGAGCAAAUCAAGGAGCUCAAAUCGGAAGCAGAGAAGAGAGAUCCCCUAGUAAAAGCUGGAGCUGCGGUUCGGAUGCGUUAUCUGGAAUUGGAGAAGGUCGACCGGCUUGGGAAUAUAGGAAGACUUGACAGACGGGUUAUUGAGGCUGGUAAUAUUGCCGCUCAUGCUGAAAAUGGAGCCGCUGAUUGGUCUCUUACGUAUGCGGGGCUUGGAUCUACGGCAGUCUUUGGAGAUGUUUUCCAUGCCAUAUAUGGUCUCGACUAUGCUGCAUAUGAUGUCUCUCGAUACUGCCUAUGCAGACCGUGUGAAUUGGUAGCGGAGGUCAACAGGUUUUAUGGGAGUCGGAAUACCCAAAUGCACCGAGAGAUUGCAUCAAGACUCCACGACGAGUUUCACACACUGAAUGGUGGCAUUCACGACGAACACGAGCACAUGACUGUCGAAGGGGACAGCAAGUCGGCUGUAUUGAUCAAUAGGUUAGAAGCCUUGGUCAAUGAGCUGUUAGCUAUCGAUGUGCCUGGUCAUAAAUGGACCUCCAAAGACUUUGUGCCUUUGGACGAGAGGGACCAUGAGGCUAGUUACUCGCUCGUGCAACUAAGCUCGAUGGAUUCACAAACCCUUCCGCUGUCCGGGAGAUGUCGAGAAAGUAACCAGAUGUCUACUGAGGCUAGUGUCUGGAGCAUACGGUAUCAUUACAAGGAGGAUCUGCCAUCGAAGCUAGAAUCUGGCUUUCCUUCGCUGAAAGAAAUGGAGGUGUUGUGUCGCGAUAGUGUAUUUGUUGAUUAUUGAUUAUUGAAAUAUGACACAUGUUAUUCGAAUCCCAAUAUGGCCAGCAGAGGAAAGGAAGUUCGACCAAUAUGACUUCGUAAAGCGUUGGGUAAGUAUAGGUGCGGCGCGGAGAAGCAUAAGGGAGAGAUAAUGCGGGGUGAUGCAGCAGUGAGGCGAGGAGGUGAGCAGCGUGGAAUAUGUCCAAAAGAAGUGAUACGAUCCGGCCCGGCAAUCAAACGAAGCUGGCGCAGCAGAGCUUCCUUCUUCGGAAGUAUAUCUCGUCCCGGUGAAAUACGACGUAUUUACGGAUCCUCCAAUGAACUUUAGCAUUGGCAACCAAGU
Molecule: messenger RNA, 1353 nt
Organism: Mollisia scopiformis
Lineage: Eukaryota; Fungi; Ascomycota; Leotiomycetes; Helotiales; Mollisiaceae
Exons: 2
Coding region: 112-1032 (306 amino acids)
Source: RefSeq, a predicted model, not a curated record